GAGAUACAUUUUGAAAGAUUUUUGGAACUGUACUUUGGAGCCAAAUACAAUAGAAUCUUUCUUGAACUCUUGAUCCAUUCAUCACCCUUCUAUAACUCCUACCGUGGUGGUUAAUGUCAGUUAUGUCAACAUUCAGGGGAAGGUUGUUUAGAAGUUUUACCUAAGUUGGGAUUAACCUUAACCCUUCCGAAGGGGAGUUUGUACUUUUGGAUCUUGCUAGGGAUCUUUACAUUUCACAAUGUGGUCAUAGUUGUUUCUAUAUGAGACCCUUUUAUUGGAAUAAUGACUUCAUAUUUUAUGUUUCCGGAUAAAAUUUUAUUUCACUCUAUUGCUGUAAGACCUAGUUCAGUUGCUGUAAGACCUUUAAGUAGAUUUACUAGAGCAGGUAGAUGGAAAUAGUACCAGUGAUUACGGAUUAACUACUCGCUCUAUUCAAUAAGUCGAUUUAGCUGAUAACUGUUCUAGUACUUCGUCUACUGGGUUACCUUUUGUUAUAAAAGAUGAAGGGGUGGAGCUGUUUCAUGUUCUAAGGAAGUUGACCAAGUAUCUUCCAGAAAGAAGGAACAGUAAACUCUUUGACUACAAAGUCUGCUUGCACAAGAGCUUAGUAUUCUAUGACGCAGUAGGUGGAGGGAAGCAAGAUGAAAAUGUUGCAUGGGUUGAAGAAUGAUAUUAUGAUAAGGGGUAAUAAGAUGAUCCAGAUUAUGCUGUUAACGACGUGUGGGAAGGAGGAAAGGGAGAUUGGUCAACUGUCACUGCUGUUAUAACUAUCCAGAAUAUUCUGUUAGCCAUCACUUUCACAAGGAAGCCCAGGAAGCUACACUGAAAAGCAAAGGAUGAAGGAUCCUCACCACUCACCAGAGUCAGAUCUUUGGUCCCAGUACUUUCCCUGCAAUUUCAUACCCAAAAAUAUCUUAGGCUUUUCAGAGAAUAGGGUAAUUGUAUGGCGAGAUUGCAAAAACUCUUCUGCAAUACUUACCCAGUUUUCUGAUUCAAAGAGUUAGCAAGAUCAAAGCUAGAAAUAGAAGAGGGAAGAGAGAGUCAAAACAGUAGGGAUCAGGGGGUGGGGAACAAUUAUGGCAGAAUCCAUUAUAUCUGGUGUUGUCGUGAAACUUUUGGAGUAUAUGAGUCAUUCAACUGUUAAUGCUCUCACCCCUUAUUUAGGUGGAAGACGUAAACUGAAAGAGCUUAACAGGACAAUGAAGCUAAUCCAAGCCCGACUUCUGGAUGCAGAGAGACGAGGUGAAGGUGAGAAUGAAGCUCUGGUCAAACAGUGGCUUAAUAGAUUGAAAAUUAUAAUUUACCGAUUGGAGGACUUGUUCGAAGAGGUUGCUAUGGCUGAUAAAGAGAAUGAACGCAUUCCUGCAGGUAAGAUGACCAAACACUUAUUUAUGGCUUUUAUGCUGUGUUCAUCUUCAAAUCCUGUUAUAAUCAAUAAAAAAAUUGCAAGAGAGGCGAAGGUUGUUAUUGGGGAACUUGAGGCUAUUAGAUCAGAUAUGAGUACCCUUAACCUUAGGGUGCUUUCAUUUGAGGAACGUGUGAUUAAUUCGAUGAAUGGGAGAGAAACAUCUUCUUUCAUUUCAGAGGAAGAGGUGAUUGGUAGAGACGGGGACAAAACUGUGAUUGUACAGAUGCUUUUGGAUGCUGACCAUGUUGAAGCAGCAAGUGUGUCAAUCAUCCCAAUUGUUGGGAUUGGUGGUCUUGGGAAAACUACACUUGCCCAACUUGCUUACAACGACAAAGAUGUUCAAAAACAUUUUGAGCUAAAAGGCUGGGCAUGUGUUUCUGGGAUUUCUAGUGUAGAAGAGUUAUCUAGGAAAAUUCUUAUAGCUGUUAGUCUUGUUACUGAUGAAGAUGAUUAUCAACAGCUCAAUAUGGAUCAACUUCAAUCAUGCCUGCGGGAAGUUGUAGAUGAUAAAAGAUACCUGCUUGUAUUAGAUGACGUGUGGGAUGAAGACCGUGAGAGAUGGCUUGUUUUGAGGCGGCUGUUGUUUGGAGGUAAACGAGGAAGUAAAAUAAUUGUGACCUCGAGGUCUGGAGUAGUUGCUCAAAACCUGGGCACAGUUCAACCCUAUGAAUUGGGAGGCUUGCUAGAGGAUGAGUCAUGGGCUUUGUUUAAAAGCCUAGCGUUUAAGGAGGGACAACAGAAGAGGAAUCCAAGGGUUACAACCAUCGGCAAAGAAAUUGUUAAGAAGUGUGCCAAUGUUCCGCUUGCUAUUAGGACCAUUGCUGGCCUUCUCUAUUCUAAAGAUACCGAGCAGGAAUGGGAGUGUUUCAAGGAUAGUGAGCUCAGAAUGAUAGAACAAAAUGACAACAGUGUCAUGUCAACAUUGAAAUUGAGCUACGACCACCUACCAUCACACUUGAAGCAGUGCUUUGCUUAUUGUUCGUUGUUUCCCAAGGAUUAUGAAAUCGAUAAGCAAUGUCUGAUUUACCUUUGGAUGGCCCAAGGGUUUAUUAGGUCAUCAACUGGGAAUGAAACCCCGGAGGAUAUUGGUCAUGCAUAUUUCAUGGAAUUGCUUCGAAGAUCUUUCUUUCAAGAUGUUAUACGAAAUGAGUAUGAUGAUGUAAUCAGCUGCAAGAUGCACAGUUUAAUGAAUGACUUGGCACGAAAUAUGGCAUCAGAUGAUUGUCUUUUGAUAGAAAGGCCAAAUCAGCAGAUUACUAAUACUGACUGUAUUUUCCACUUGAGUUUGAAUGCUGGAUCAGCUCCAUUAGAGUUGUUUGCUGCCAAGACAAUGCGAUCUCUUCUUGUUUUGUCAGAUUCCGUCUUACAAAAGACUGAUAAAAUGUUUUCAAGUAUGAGGUGCUUACGCUCAUUGGACUUGUUUAAUGCGAGCUGUAAGAGCCUCCCGAACUCCAUCGAGGAACUGAAGCACCUCAGGUAUGUCAGACUUGGGUCAAGUUUAGAAUCUCUCCCAUAUGGCAUCACAAAGUUGAAGAACUUGUGUACUCUGGAUAUCAAGAGGUGUUACAAGCUUAAGGAAUUGCCAAGAGGUUUUAAUAAAUUGAUCAAGCUCCGAAAUUUGCAUAAUGGAGAGAGAUUGAUUGAUAUGCCUUCUUGCUUUGGGGAAUUAACAUCUCUCCGGGCAUUAGACAUAUUUAUAGUGGGGGAAAGUAAUGGUCUAGAUGCACUAGCUAGAUUGAAUAAUCUUGCCGGUGAGCUCAAAAUCUGUUAUGUAAAACAUCGUCAGAAAGCGGUAUCAGAAGCCAGAGCAGCAAAUUUGAAGGAUAAGAAGAUGACAAACUUAUUCGUAAAAUGGUCAUCAUCAUAUGUAGAGCAUGAUGUUUAUGCCGAUGUGGAGGAAGAUGUGUUAAAAUGGCUGCAGCCUCCUCCAUCUGUAAAACGUCUGAAAGUUUGGGGUUGGAAAGGAGUGCAGUUUCCACGAUGGGGGAUGAACGAGUUCCCUUACCUUGUUUAUAUAUCUAUUAGAUCCUGCCAUAGAUGCAAUCAUCUCCCAAGCUUCAGUAGACUUCCUCAUCUCAGAUUUCUUCGUCUCUGUGACCUCAGUGUGUUGGAGUACAUAGAGAGCGGUGGUGAUGAUAACAGUAUAAGAAGUUCUUCUGCAGAGAAAUACUUUCCAUCCUUAGAAUCUUUGAUGUUGUUAGAUUUGCCUGAGUUAAAGGGAUGGUCAAGAUUGGAGGAACAUCAGAAUUCUCUGAUGCAGAGGUUAUAUUUCCCUUGUGUUUCUGAACUCUGGAUAGAAGGUUGCUCGAAACUGAUGUGGGUCCCUGUGGUACCAAGGCUUGAGUCCCUGGAUGCCAAUGAAAUCCAUGGGAAGCUACUGAAAGAUCUUCUUUCUGCAGAGGAAUCAGCUCUUUUCACAAUGAAGUGGCUUAAUAUACACUCGGUGCAGGAACUAGUUUCACUCUCGAUCAAUCUUUUCACUGGAAAAGCCCUAUUAAUUUCUGAAUGCCAAGAACUGAUCCAUUUGGUUGCCGAAUCUCCAACCUUUCUCCAUCGACUUGUAAUUGAAGAAUGUUGCAGAUUGACAGACAUUUCGAGUGCACUACUGCAUCUUUCUGUUCUCAAGGAACUGGAAAUUCGGCAUUGUGAAGAGUUGGACUUUGGAUACAAUAGUAUCAAAUCAACAGCUUGGCACGGUCUCAAGAGCCUGUGUUCCUUAGAAUUGUGGGACAUCCCGAAAAUAGAGAUGCUCCCUGAGGAAGUUGGUAGUCUGACAGUACUUCAGAGGCUAAAAAUCGUCAGUCUCGCCAACUUAAGAGCCCUACCAGAGUGGAUAGGGAACCUCAGUCAGCUUCGUGUUCUUGAAAUCCGUGAAUGUCCUAAGAUAGUUGUACUUCCAGAGUCUUUCCAUCGCCUCACUUCGUUACAGGAACUUCGGAUCUCUCUGUGUCCUGAACUUCAGAGAAGAUGUGAGUUCCCGGAUGGCGAAAACUGGCCACUUAUUCAACACAUCCCUGAUAUUUCUGUGGUGUAAUUCCUGAAAAGCUAAAAAACAUUGAGAAUUGCAAGUCCAGUUAGCAUCUAAUUGAAAUACUUCUUAGUGAUAUUCACAAGUAAAUCCACGGUCAUGUUACCGAUGUUUUAUCAGAUGGCCUGACUGAUGUAAAUUCGUUUUUACUUGGCCUGACUGAUGUAUUGGUUUGCUUAUCAUCCUAUACUCUCUGUUCAUGAUUCCAUAGACCUACUAAUGUGUUGGGUUGAGUGGGGGCAAACGUCUAUUUUCUCUGCUCACUACGAAAAACAGUUAAAUUUCCAAUAAUUGAUUUUGUAGAAAACGUACAGAUACGAAGGUAAGACUGUAAGAUGCUAAGUCUUGUACGUUAAGGGUAUAACCGUACAAGGGUAUGUCCAAAAAGUCAUAUACCACAAAAUUAUUUUUUUCUUUUUUCUGAAUGUGGAGAACAUAACGACGUAUACAAGAUUUGAUUUCAAGUCU
Molecule: messenger RNA, 4904 nt
Organism: Spinacia oleracea (spinach)
Lineage: Eukaryota; Viridiplantae; Streptophyta; Magnoliopsida; Caryophyllales; Amaranthaceae
Product: disease resistance protein RGA2
Exons: 3
Coding region: 1077-4442 (1121 amino acids)
Molecular function (GO): ADP binding
Source: RefSeq, a predicted model, not a curated record